Molecule: messenger RNA, 216 nt
Organism: Plasmodium malariae
Lineage: Eukaryota; Apicomplexa; Aconoidasida; Haemosporida; Plasmodiidae
Product: conserved Plasmodium protein, unknown function
Exons: 1
Coding region: 1-216 (71 amino acids)
Source: RefSeq, a predicted model, not a curated record
AUGACGCGAGGAAACCAAAGGGAAGUUGACAGAAUUAGAUCUUUAAAAAGAAAUGAUAAAGCAAAACAAAAUAGUACAGUGAAGGAAGCUUCAAAAAAUUUAAAUGUUAUUUGUAAAUUAUGUAGACACACAUUUAUGUGUACAGUCAAUCAAUCCAUUUUGAAAGAACAUCAUGAAAAGAAGCAUUCAAAACAUGCAUAUGAAGACUGCUUUUAA